Messenger RNA from Notolabrus celidotus (New Zealand spotty), 1259 nucleotides. RefSeq lists its product as uncharacterized. The transcript has 3 exons. Lineage: Eukaryota; Metazoa; Chordata; Actinopteri; Labriformes; Labridae. The record is from RefSeq and is a predicted model, not a curated record. Bases 309 to 1154 code for a protein of 281 amino acids.
GUCUUUGAUGAGGGUUUUCAUCUCCUGGGAGUCAGACUCAACGGCCCCAGCCGAGGGGCCACUCACAGACGACCCCCCAGCCACCCCCUCAUUUCAGACACCUGUGCCCAGGUCAUGACCUCCUGUCCUGCAGAAAGUCCCGCCCCUCAGCCAGAUGAAGGACUCUGGUUGGUUGCCGGGUAGCAACUGGAAGCCUGUUGGUUCCAGGACAGCUCAGUGAGAGUUGAAGAUCAGAGGUCAGACUAGUGUCUGACUUUCAUCCUCUGUGACCUGACAGGAGCAGAAAGAAGACUUUCAGACCCUUCAGCAUGGAUUACAGGAAAGCCCUCCGCAAGAGGAACAACGUGGAGGAGGAGGAGGAGAAGGAGCAGGAACAGCCAGACUUGACUUCUGACUCCCUGUCGGAGGACUCUGAUGAGGACUCUGUUCCUGCUCCUCGGGACAGAAGCACCAGCAGGGGAAAGGCCGCCUUUUCCACCGCCGCCAAGUGUUCCAAGCCCGCCACCUCUCACUCCACCUCUGCCUCCUCCUCUGCCUCCACUGCUGUCUCCACCUCUGCCUCCACCGCUGCCUCCACCUCUGCCUCCACCUCUGCUUCCACCUCUGCCUCCACCGCUGUCUCCUCCUCCUCAUCUGGACAGGCCCCCAGCAGAAUGACCCUCUGGAGGAGGAAGAAGAGGGAGGAGAGGGACAGGGAGGUGCUCCUCUCGCCCGAGUUGCACAUGCAGGAGGACUUGGCUGGGCCUUUGACCUGUGACAUUUGCGGUGGUGGGAGACACCUGCAGGACGGGCACGGCUACUUCAGGGGACAGUUUUUCUGUGCCCAACGGGACGGGCCCAACGGGAGGACGGUACAUGAGUGGGUCCAGGAGCAGAUAGCGGGGGAAGAAUACCAGAUCCCCAGAACGACGCUGUGGAGGAUGAAGCGGAAGGUCAUGGUGGAGGAGAGCGGCGACGACCAGGAGGAGGGGGAGGCCGGCGGCAAGAAGAGGAAGCCAUACAAAUUAAGGAUUUGUGGGCUCUGUGGCCAGCCGGCCCAGAAAGACUAUGGGCACAGCCAGCAUGUCAGCGGGGGCACCAAGGUCUUCUUCUGUGCCAUGUACCACGGCAUCUCUGUGGAGCUGUGGCUGGCCCAGCAGAGGGCCAAGAAGUGAGUUUAGUUGCUGGUGUUGUUUGGUUGUUGUUGUUGUUGUUGUUGUUGUUGUUGCUUGUUCUGUUCUGGUUUUUGUAAAUAAAAUGUGUUAAUUCAUCUAAAAUAA